This is a messenger RNA of Lycium ferocissimum, 2009 nucleotides long. RefSeq names its product cysteine-rich receptor-like protein kinase 44. Gene Ontology annotation, molecular function: ATP binding; protein kinase activity. The record is from RefSeq and is a predicted model, not a curated record. The transcript is spliced from 7 exons. NCBI's taxonomy places the organism in Eukaryota, Viridiplantae, Streptophyta, Magnoliopsida, Solanales, Solanaceae. Bases 1 to 1935 code for a protein of 644 amino acids. Gene Ontology annotation, biological process: protein phosphorylation.
AUGGCUAUUCACACAUUACUAGCCUUUCUUAUUUGGCAUGUUUAUCUUCACGGUUUCAUCCUAGCACAGCCAGGUGGUUUAGCAUACACUCAAUGUGGUGUCAGUGGCAACUAUACUGAAAUUAGUACAUACAAGAAAAAUCUUAACUCACUUCUCUCUUCCCUUGCGUCACAUAUGGAUAAAUAUGGUUUCUACAAUGCUUCCAUUGGCCAAAACAACGAUAUGGUCAGUGCUAUUGUGUUAUGUAGAGGAGAUGAGGAGGUACAAGUAUGUCGCACUUGUGUCCGUAACGUUUCUCAAAAUCUUGUACAGUCAUGUCCUAACCAAAAAGAAGCUUUUGGUGGCUAUGAAGAAUGUUUGUUAUGGUACUCGGAUCAAUCCAUUACAGGCACUAUGUCAACUUUUGCUCCGUUUUACUACUCGAGUAUUUAUGAUGCCUUUGGAGGGGAGGAAUUUAAUCAGGCACUAUUUAAAUUAUUAGACAGUUUACAAGGCCCUGCUUCAAAUGGUGAUCCACGUCGAAAAUAUGCUACCGGAAAUGUGACAGGUCCAGAUUUUCAAACUAUAUAUGCACUUGUGCAGUGUAUUCCUAACUUAUCUCCUCAGCAAUGCUCCGAUUGCUUAACUAAAGCUUAUGGAGAGAUGGUUAAUUGUACCUGCAAUGGCACUAAGGGUGGCAGAAUCAUAAUGUCUGGGUGCAAUUUCCGUUAUGAAACUUAUCGUUUCUUCAACGGGAUGGUGUUUGAAGCUCCACCUCCAGGGAAGGAUGAUAAAAAGGCUCAAACAGGGAAGGAUCAUAAAACAGCUCGAACUGUCAUCAUUGUUAUUGUGACAAUUGCUAUUUUUAUUGUUUGUAUUUCUAUCAUCUUGAUGAAGAGGCGGAAGAGGAAGCCGGUGAACAAAAUUCAAAGCAUGCGUGUGGAUGAUAUUAGCACUGCAGAAUCCCUGCAAUAUGAUUUUUCUACAAUUAGAGUAGCAACAGACAACUUCUCAAAUGACAAUAAGUUGGGACAAGGAGGAUUUGGACCUGUGUACAAGGGUAAACUUCCAAAUGGAAGAGAAAUAGCUGUGAAAAGAUUGUCAGCAAAUUCAGAACAAGGUGAUGUAGAAUUCAAAAAUGAGGUCCUGUUGGUUGCUAGGCUUCAACAUAGGAAUUUGGUUAGGUUACUUGGAUUUUGCCUAGAUGGAACAGAGAGACUUCUUGUCUAUGAAUUUGUACCCAAUGCAAGCCUUGACCACUUUUUAUUUGAUCUGAUUAAACGCAGGGAAUUGGAUUGGGAAAAGCGAUUCAAAAUCAUAGGAGGCAUUGCUAGGGGAAUUCUUUAUCUUCAUGAGGAUUCUAGACUUAGGAUCAUUCAUCGUGAUCUCAAAGCUAGUAAUGUUCUACUUGAUGAAGAAAUGAAUCCUAAAAUCUCAGAUUUUGGCUCGGCAAGGCUAGUUGUCUUGGAUGAAACUCAUGGCAGCACAAACAGAAUUGCUGGGACCUAUGGGUAUAUGGCACCAGAGUAUGCAAUGCACGGGAAAUUCUCGGUGAAAUCAGAUGUUUUUAGCUUUGGAGUGCUAGUCCUGGAGAUUUUAAGUGGCCAGAGAAACACUUGUUUCAGAAAUGGAGAAUUUGUGGGAAACCUUCUAAGCUAUGCUUGGAUGAACUGGCGUGAAGAAACAACUUCAAAAUUGAUAGAUCCCAUAUUGAUGGGAAGCUCAGGAUUAGUAAGCGACAUAGUGAGAUGCAUCCACAUAGCAUUAUUGUGUGUUCAAGAAAAUGUGACUGAUAGACCAACCAUGGCAGCAGUUGUUCUCAUGCUCAGUAGCCUCUCUCUAAGUCUUCCAGUGCCUUCAAGGCCUGCAUUAUCUGAUGUUAACUUAGAGACUUCUCUUAUUCAAGAAUAUAAUUCACAAAAUGAGGCAUCGAUAACUGAGUUAUAUCCUAGAUAGUAGCCUUAUAUACAAUUGCCUUUCUUAAUAAUGAGAUGGAUGAUCCGCAGAGGCAGGUGUCAAAGAUGAAGGAG